Messenger RNA from Culicoides brevitarsis, 492 nucleotides. RefSeq lists its product as uncharacterized. The transcript has a single exon. Gene Ontology annotation, molecular function: odorant binding. The record is from RefSeq and is a predicted model, not a curated record. Lineage: Eukaryota; Metazoa; Arthropoda; Insecta; Diptera; Ceratopogonidae. Bases 1 to 447 code for a protein of 148 amino acids.
AUGAAGAUUUUAAUACCGUUACUUGCAAUAAUUGUCGCCGUAAGUGCUAAUGUUCCACAAGACAGUGACUAUGACACGGAGCACUUGAAAAUCGUCAAAGCAUGCGAAGAUCAUCAUGAAGUUGAUGACGCUGAGAAAGCAGUUUGGUGGGCUUGGAAAAUUCCCGCUAAUCCAAAACGUUGCUAUUUGGCGUGUGUCAUGGCGCACUUCAAGUGGCUUACUAAAGAUGGAGAUAUCAGUGUAAGUGCCAUCAAAGAGAGUUAUGAAGCUGUUGGACAUGGAAGUUCGGCUCCGGACCAAGAAUUCUUGAACGAAAAUUGUGAAAAUUUGAAUUCAACUGAGGACCAUUGUAGCAAAACACUUUUGUUGUAUACUUGCUUGUUAGAGAAAUCUCCCAAUGUACAGCAUUUUAAGGAUGCCUUUGAUGGAAAACCAAAUACUGUAUGAUGGAUCGUCAAAUAAAAACGACAAUAAUAAUGAUAUUGCUAUGUU